AUCCCUCGCAAGUCACGGUUGGAAGAGGCAAUCUCUUUCGAUGGCGACGACGCAGCACUAGUCGCGCCCGACUGCCCGAGAGGCACAGGCGGCCGGGCUCCCUCCUCGCCCGCUUCUCCUACACUCCAGGUUUCUCCAAUCUCCAACACGGCCGGCCGCGGGCACCCGACGACUGAGGGCGGAGGACCCUUGCAGUUCUAGUCCAGGAUAAGGAGGCAUCACUCGUGCAAGAAUCCAUGGCAUGGGGAGGUUUGUUCUUGAGCAUGGGCCACCCCACGCAAGAGCAACAGAAGUCCUGCCUUGCAGCCGCUGGUGGCUUCAACUACGACACAGCUCUCCAUGGCGCCACACGGCCAAAGUCAGUCUCUACCUUGACCUCUGGCGAAGCUGUUGGUGAAACAAGUGACAAGGUUCUUACGGAGCGCGGCUUCUUUGUGAACCGAUCACGUGUCCUGAUUGGCUCAGGUUCUGAUGCAUUUGUCCAUGCCAAAUCCGCCCUCCUCUCAUGGAGGUAUAAGGAGCCUGAGCCUGCCAGGCACUUGGCGCUCAGGUGGGCGAAUGUGGAACCUGACACCCCGGUGAAGGUAGGAACAAGGUUCUGCAUCUGCUACAAGGAGUUGAUCCCCUGGGUGAUGCUGCCGCUUCAGAUAGCGUAUGUGACCGAUGGUGAGUCAGACAGGUCCAAGAUGUUUGCGUUCGGCAGCGGCACUCUACAAGGCCAUCUGCUGGCCGGGGAGGAGCGGUUCUCGGUGCAGGUGGACGAGGAGGAGCGGGUGUGGUACGAGGUGGUCUCUUUCUCGAAGCCGGCGCACGUCCUGGCGACGCUGUGCUACCCGUAUGUGCAGCUGAGGCAGAAGCAUUUCGCGCGGCAGUCGGGGCGGGCGCUCCUCAGGCAUGUGGCCACCUGCUCGACCAAGCAGGAGCAGUAGAGCUUUGUGGAGAGAUAAUGUUGGAGCAUUCUGGUUCUGGGUGGGGUUUUCCAGUCCCAUAUUUUAACUUCGUCAUGACGAUGGAUAGCUGAAUGAAUUAAGAGAGGAAGAUAUGAAAUUAAUGAUAAAGAACACACACCGAUUGAACA
Sorghum bicolor (sorghum) is the source of this 1078-nucleotide messenger RNA. Its product is annotated as UPF0548 protein At2g17695. The transcript is spliced from 5 exons. Bases 237 to 929 code for a protein of 230 amino acids. The record is from RefSeq and is a predicted model, not a curated record. Lineage: Eukaryota; Viridiplantae; Streptophyta; Magnoliopsida; Poales; Poaceae.